Molecule: messenger RNA, 1179 nt
Organism: Striga hermonthica
Lineage: Eukaryota; Viridiplantae; Streptophyta; Magnoliopsida; Lamiales; Orobanchaceae
Source: the annotation of a GenBank genome assembly
AUGAUGCACUUACCUAUCCAUUUAGUUGAUGAUGUUAGGUUAAGUGGACCAGUAAGUGGUUGGUGGAUGUUCGGACCAGAAAGGUAUCUUGGAGAACUAAAAGAUUAUGUUGGAAAUCGGAGUCGUCCUGAAGCCUCUAUAGCUGAAGGAUAUUUGGUAGAAGAGGGUUUAAUAUUUUGCGCGAGAUAUUUGCGUGAUGGUUCAAAGAAGAAAUCUAAAAACUCUAAUCGAAGCUCUGUAGAAGCAACAUGUAAUGAUAUAUCAGUUAUUUUUCCUAAAGUGGGCCAUCCUCUUGGGAGAAGAAAGAGAGGGAAGAAAGGAGCAUUUUCUCUGGACUCUAGCACACAAAAAUUAGCACAUCGGUAUGUUCUAUUCAAUUGCCAGGAUGAGCUUGUUGAAAAAUACAUCAAGGAACACGAAGAUAUGAUGAAAAUGAAGUCUCAAGACAAGAGCAAAAAAAGGUGGAGGCAAGCCCAACAACAUAGCCAAGAAUUCAUGGAUUGGUUUAAAGAAAAAGUAGAGCUAGAACAAUUUCCUGAUCAUAUUAAAUGGUUAGCUUCGGGACCUUCUCAUGUUGCAAGGAGAUACACAGGGUACUUUAUUAAUGAGUAUAAAUUCUAUACUCAAGGACGUGAUGCAAAAUUGAAAACACAAAACAGUGGAGUUACUUUGACCGCCUUGACUUCAAGUUUCUCAAGUACUAAGGAUCUCAAUCCUAGUGUUGAUGGGGUCACUUAUUAUGGAAGGAUAAAUGAUAUAAUUGAGAUUGACUAUUGGAGUUCUUUUAGUGUUGUCUUAUUCAGGUGUGAGUGGUUUCAAGAGAACACUGAUUCAUAUGGUCUGACUUGUGUCAAUUUCAACAAACUGUGUUAUGAAGAUGAUCCUUUUGUCUUGGCAUCACAAGUUCAUCAAGUUUUUUAUGUGAAAGAUGCUACUGAAAAGGGUUGCCAUUAUGUGAUGAAAAAAUUAUCAAAAGACUUCAUUGAUAUUAUGGACCAAACAGAGGACACAUACUUUGCUGAGCUUACUGAAUCUGUGGAGGAUAGGAUGGUGACUGCUCUGAAUGACGAUGAUGAAAAUAGUUGGACCCGAGAAGGUGUACCUCCCAUUAUUCUUGAUGAUCCAGUUGAAAACCAAGAGACUAAUUCAGAAUCAUACGAUACAGGGCAUUGUUGGUGA